AUGGAUCAACCUAAUCCAAAUAUUCCCACUCAAGGUCAACAACCGACUGCAACUAUAACUGGUCCAAGUACUUUCAAACAAGGCCGAAAACGUAUAAUGGAUGAAGUUGAUCCAAACGCUUCCAAACAAAGUCAGCAACAACAAUCAAUGGAUCAACCCGGUCCGAGUACUUCCAAACGAAGUCGGAAACGGCCAAUCAAUGAAAUCAGUCCAAGCAUUUUUAGCCAAGCGUCUGGCUCAACUAAUGAACCCAGUCCAAGUGCUCCAAAACAAAGUCGGAAACAACCGAUUGAUCAACCCAUUCCAAGUACUUCCAGUCAAGACCAGCAACAUUCAAUGGGACAAGGCGAGUCUUCAAAUACUGCUUCAAAUCGAGUGAUUAUAUUAAGCCAAAAAUAUCAGGAAACCCUUGAUGGUCUAAAGCAAGGGCUUGUAGCGUCUAAAAAAAUACAAAAGAAAAAACGCCAAGAAUAUAAUGAUCAUACAGACCUUGGAUUGGAACAAUGGUCAGCGUUAGCAAUGGGAGAAGAUAUAUCUGGAUCAACGUACAAUCCAAAGGUUGAAAAGAUAUUGAAACAAGAGUAUGAAAAGGCAAGCAAAAGAGUAUAUAAUUUCAGACAACGAUUGAAGGAUUUUAUGAAAGAGCAUGGUUUGAGAUUUCAAGAGCCGGAAUCAGAUUCAGAUUGA
Molecule: messenger RNA, 687 nt
Organism: Batrachochytrium dendrobatidis JAM81
Lineage: Eukaryota; Fungi; Chytridiomycota; Chytridiomycetes; Rhizophydiales
Exons: 1
Coding region: 1-687 (228 amino acids)
Source: RefSeq, a predicted model, not a curated record